UAAUCAGUUGGCGCGUUUUCACUUGAAUUGACAUUAACCAAAGCGGGUUUUUCUUCAAGUUUUAUUUUUUUCGUAAAUAAAAAUUAAAAACAAAUUAAAUUUCUUAUUUAAUUCAUAUGAAAACAAUUGAGUCCAAUAGUGCCAAAAAGGCAAAUAUGCGAAGUGCUCGAAAAUCUGGUAAAAUUGCGACAACUCCAACAACCGAGAAACAAAAAAAUGAAAAAGAUUCAAGCACCGGAAAGAAACUCGUACAGGCUCGCCUACCAUUCAAAAUAAUUGCUGGGAGUCUCCCAAUAAAGCCACCCGAUGAUGCUGGUGCAUCAUCUGGUGAUGUAAAAGAAGUUCCCUCUAAAAAGCGUAAACUAUCAUUCACCGAAGAACCUGACAAUCAAAAAAAAAUUGGUAAGUCUGAUAUUAAAGAGAAUCUAACAACCACUGACAAAAUAGAUGCUGAUUCUUCAACGGUCGAUGUGAUUGUCCUUGAUGAUGAUCUCUCCGAAGAAGAAGAAACUAUUCCAAGUGAUUCAAAAUCACCAAAAACACCAGUUGCCUCUGGGACGAUAUCCCAAAAAAAGAAAAACAAAUCGACACCAAGUACUGCCGCCAGUGGGAGUGGAACUUCUACUACACCGAAGUUACAAAUUAAACUGCCAUUAAGCGGGAAAAAGAAGAGAAAAUCCAAGCGUGCCUCUCAAUCAAAUGCUAAGGUUGAAUUGAGUGAUGCAAGCGAUGUAGAGCUUGUGUCUGAUGACCAAGAAAAUCCCCAGAAGAAACUAAAACUCGAAGAAGUCCAAAAUGAUGUUGGUAAAAAACAAACAAUCGCUUCAAGUGAAUCUGUUGCUGACGAGUCCAUUGAUGUUGAAGAAGAACACAUUAAACUUUCUUCUUCUUCAAAAUCUCCAAUAAAAGCAAAUAAAAAUGAAGAACUUAGUAAUAAGCCAACUGAACCUGAACCGGAAACUCCCAAAACUGCCAAUUUGAAGAAGAGCCCAUCGCCAUCCAAAACCAUUAUCAAACAGGCUAAAAAAUCACCAAAACAGCCUAAAAGGACAUUAAAAUCUAAAACCCCAGAAACAAUAAAACUAUCGCCAGAAAAGACGGAAGCCAUUAAAGAAGUAUCAGCAACCUCACCCGAGGAAAAGCCUUCAAAAGCAACAAGUUCAAAAAAAGAGGAUUCAGAUACUCUUAAUGAAAAGUCUCCCAAAGAUAUUCCCUUAAAGGACGGAGACAAAAAAAGUCCAACAAAAGAAACAAGAUCCACGCGAAGAUCUAUCAGAAUAACUGAUUCUGAAAAGAAUAAAAAAGAAACUGAAGAGGUCGUUUCGUCCGAACCAGAGAUUGUGUCGGAGAGUGCCGCUGAUACUUCACUCAACAAGGCUAUUCAACAAAACAAAUUACUGACUCCCAAGCAACAAAAGUUGAUGGAGCAACGUAGAAAAGCUCGCGAAGAAAAAGAACUAAAAUUACAGCAGCAGAAGGAAGAAAGAGAACGAAAGUUACAGGAACAGCGUGAAGAGCGGGAACGUAAAUUGCAAGAAGAAAAAUUGCAAAAACAAAAAGAACGCGAAGAGCGUGAAUUGUUGCGUAAGAAGGAGCGUGAGGAAAAGGAGGAGCAAAAACGACGUGAACGUGAAGAGAAAGAAGAUCAACGACGCAAAGAAAAGGAAGAUAAAGAGCGAAAACGCUUGGCCGAGGUUGAAGCCAAAAAUGAAGAAAAACGUAAGAAAGAUGAAGCUAAAGAAGAAGAGCGUCGCAAAAAGGACGAGGAUCGUCGUCGUAAGGAAAUUGAAAAGGAAGAAGAAGAAAAUAAGAAGAAAAAAGCUGCACAAGCAUUCACCAAGUUCUUCGUUCCGAAACCUGCGAAGCCAAUAACCGAUGAAGAUCAAGAGUCUCGAGAGGAUGCCGAAAGUGUUGAUUCGUUAGCCUUUCGCCCGUUUCAGGUAAAGGGAGCUAUGAGACUGGCACCAUUAGUGCGAAGAGAAUUUAAUGAUAACUCACGAGAAAAGCUGGAUUCUUUUCUUAAAAGUACACAAACAGAUAAAUCUGCUUUAUACAUUGGAGAACUAAAGAGUAAAGCACAUACACCUUUGAGAGGUUUUAAAACAGUUCUAAAGAAUAAUUUUGAGGACGAUGAGGAUGAUGUUAUAAUUAUAGCUAGUGAACUUGAAAAUGCUGCUCAGACAAUUGAUGAGCCUCGGACUAUGCCAAUACAAACAUAUAGGGCUAAAUAUUAUUAUUUCCGUGAAAAUCGGCGCCCACCUUUCUAUGGCACAUGGAGAAAAAAAAGCACUGUGAUUACAUCAAGGAGGCCUUUCGCUACAGAUAAGGCAUUCUUUGAUUAUGAAGUAGAUUCAGAUGAUGAAUGGGAAGAAGAAGAGCCCGGAGAGUCGUUGAAUGGAAGUGAAGAUGAAAAGGACGAAUCAGAGGACGAGGACUAUGAAGUUGACAAUGAAUGGUUUGUUCCACAUGGCCAUUUAAGUGACGAAGAAAUGCAAAACGAAGACGAGCUUGGACCCGAUACAUCUCGUGAAGCUCAAAAGGCUAAACUAAAAGCUCUCCAACAAGAAUUCGCCCAAGAAAUGAAAAAGAAAACAGAAAAAAUUAAACCAAGAUUAAUUGGUGCAAUUUGGGAAGACGAAAAUGGCAAUCGUCCCAAACUUUGUCCAACUAUCAUUUGGGAUAGUCUCUGUACCCGUGCAAUGAUUUUCUGCGAGCCACCUAUAAUGGAAGCGCCUGAAGUCCCUGAACCAGAGCCGAGUACACCUCCACCAGAGAAACUAAAGCGAAUCAAAAUAAAAGAUGACCUAAUGAAGGAUUUGGUGCGUCUUGUUCAUGGAAAUCGACACUCGAGAGUGUUUCUUAUUAAAGAGUAUUUAGAGCAUGUGUCAAAUACAUGUGAAACAAUUAAGAAUGGUGAAUGUUUGCCACCAACCAAAUCUCAGGUAAAAGAAAAAAUCGAUGAAAUCUCCGAGUGGUCUGUGGUGGACGCCGUUAAUAAGAAAAAUAAAAAUAAAAAGAAACUAUGCUGGGUCGUUUCGGCUGAUAUUUUGGAUAAACAUGGCCUUGAAAAGUUGGGUUUGCGUAAUGAAUGGUCAUAUAAACUUCAACCUAAGUUCGAUAAAGAUAAAAACGAUCAAAAUGAAGUAAACGAGACUGAGGAUGAAAUCCCAAAAUCAGAGAGUUCCGAACAAACUAAAACAGAUAAAACUGAAAAGAAAAAUUCCAAACCUCCAGGUAUAGCUAAAUUUACUAAAGUCAUAACAAAAGAAGAAAAGAAAAAGCAACUUACAGAUCAAAAAUGUGCUUCUCCAAAAGCAACAACAAAAAGUUCUCCUAAAACAUCAAAGACCUUACCGUCUCCAAAAGUGAAAGAGGUACAAACCUCUACAACUCCUACUUUUAAAAAACCUGCACCACCUGCCACGGCGACAGCUCCCAAUAAAACUCCAGUAGUUAAAAAAAGAGUAGCUCUGCUUAUGUCUGUUCCGCCAGGACAACAGUUCUCUGCACAGUCGAAGAAUGCAUUGAUAAGCAAGUUUCUGCAAAAGAAUAAAACAGCGCCUGUGGCAAAGUUAAUAGAAGCAGACGAAUCAUCAAAAGUGCCUGUUCAUUCCGUUACAAAAAUGGACGUUGAUGAAGUUGUUGUACUCGAUUAAAUGAUAUAGUUAUUUAUAAUGUAAUUGAUUGUUAAACUGUAUUUAGUUUUUUUUUCGCGUUCGGAUUUUUCUCGCCGUUAGUUAUUAAUUUAUAUUAUCUAUAUGUAAUCUAUAUAAAUAGGGUGUAUUUUUACUACUUAAAAUGAUAUAAAUAUAACAUUUGAUUUAUACACAU
This is a messenger RNA of Episyrphus balteatus (marmalade hoverfly), 3831 nucleotides long. It is a transcript of the gene Caf1-180, whose product is annotated as chromatin assembly factor 1 subunit A. Gene Ontology annotation, cellular component: nucleus; CAF-1 complex. Bases 117 to 3656 code for a protein of 1179 amino acids. Lineage: Eukaryota; Metazoa; Arthropoda; Insecta; Diptera; Syrphidae. The transcript is spliced from 3 exons. Gene Ontology annotation, biological process: nucleosome assembly. The record is from RefSeq and is a predicted model, not a curated record.